CCCUUGUAAUUACGGCUGCCGCUUUGUUCUUUGUUGCUAAUAAACGAAUGAAAAAGGAUGAAUCACUUGAAUCUUAUAAAGCAGAGAGUGGUUUACUUGAUAGUGAUUCUGACAUAUUCUUAAAAGGUGGCGCUUCAAAGGAGUCAUUACCUAUGUCCGCGCCCCCUAUACCGAAAACAGAUCAAAAAGUAAAACCUUCCACUCCUCUGUCAACAGGAAGCGCUACCCCCCAAACUCUUCCACAUUUUCCUCAGUUAAAUACUCAGCUCUUUGAUUCUUUUCCUGAUUCUUACAAUAUUCCGCCAAAGGCUUAUAAAUCUGGUAUUAUUAGUAGGUCUAGAUCAUCUAUAGAUCUCGCUCAUUUGAAAGAUAAGGAGAAAGAAUCUGAAAGUUACCCUUUCACCGAGUCCACCUUGUAUAAUGAUUCACCAGGACCACCACUGGGGAUUGAACGAAGCCUUCCCAGAGUCGAUCCGGAACAACCAGGAGAAAGUCUGUAUAUGACAUCACAUCAUCCUUCUGCUGAUCGAAAAUUACCUAAUGAUAUCUAA
Messenger RNA from Racocetra persica, 551 nucleotides. The record is from the annotation of a GenBank genome assembly. Lineage: Eukaryota; Fungi; Glomeromycota; Glomeromycetes; Diversisporales; Gigasporaceae.